This is a messenger RNA of Colossoma macropomum (tambaqui), 3546 nucleotides long. It is a transcript of the gene chrna11, whose product is annotated as cholinergic receptor, nicotinic, alpha 11. The transcript has 10 exons. Lineage: Eukaryota; Metazoa; Chordata; Actinopteri; Characiformes; Serrasalmidae. The record is from RefSeq and is a predicted model, not a curated record. Gene Ontology annotation, cellular component: neuron projection; postsynaptic membrane; synapse. The coding region runs from base 121 to 1899 and encodes 592 amino acids. Gene Ontology annotation, biological process: regulation of membrane potential; monoatomic ion transmembrane transport; chemical synaptic transmission. Gene Ontology annotation, molecular function: transmembrane signaling receptor activity; acetylcholine-gated monoatomic cation-selective channel activity.
GCCUCCUGCUUUCCUCUCCUCUCUUUUGCUCCCCCAGUGUUCCUCCUCCUCUCCUCCUCCUCUGUGCUCCGUUUCUCCUCCCGGCAUCUCUGCAUUUCAGUCUUCUUCAUAUCACUUGGAAUGUGGCACUCUUUGGCUUUGACUCUGUUUGGAAUCUCUGCUCUGGUUCAGGUGUCGGUGCAGGGCCCUCACCAGAGGGCUCUGUUGAAAAACCUGCUGAAGGACUAUAACCGUAUGGAGCGGCCCGUUGCCAAUGACUCUCAGCCUCUCACGGUCGUUCUCUCUCUCAGCUUGGUGCAGAUCAUGGAUGUGGAUGAGAAGAAUCAGGUUCUCACCACCAACAUUUGGCUGAACAUGCGGUGGUAUGACCACUAUCUACAGUGGAACCAAUCAGAAUAUCCAGGAGUGAAGAACCUUAGAUUCACCACCGACCAGAUCUGGACACCAGACAUCCUCCUCUAUAACAGUGCUGAUGACGAGUUUGACUCCACCUUUAAGACAAACGUACUAGUGAACUCCAGUGGCUACUGCAGCUACCUGCCUCCAGGUAUCUUCAUGAGCACCUGUAAUGUGGACGUCCGCUGGUUUCCCUUCGACAUCCAGAAGUGUGAGCUGAAAUUCGGCUCGUGGACGUUUGACGGUUGGCUGCUGGACCUCCAGAUGAGUGAGGCCGAUAUCUCCGGCUACAUGCCCAAUGGAGAGUGGGACCUCGUGGGUGUGCCUGGCUCAAGGAACGAGAUUUUCUAUGACUGCUGUAAAGAGCCGUACCCAGACGUGACGUUCGUGGUGACCAUCCGCAGACGAACGCUUUACUACGCCCUGAACCUCCUCAUUCCCUGCGUGCUCCUCUCCUCUAUGACCCUGCUUAUCUUCCUGCUGCCUGCUGAUUCUGGCGAAAAAAUCUCACUGGGUAUUACCGUCCUCCUCUCGCUAACAGUCUUCAUGUUGUUGGUGGCAGAAAUUAUGCCUGCGACCUCUGACUCCAUUCCACUCAUAGGGCAGUACUUUGCUAGUAUAAUGAUCAUCGUUGGAAUGUCAGUCAUAGCGACGGUGGUUGUGCUACAGUAUCAUCAUCAUGACCCAAAUGGAGGAAACAUGCCCAAAUGGGUCCAGCUCGUGUUGCUCCAGUGGGUGGCCUGGUUCUUGCGAAUGAAGCGGCCUGGCGAAGGCGAGGAUCCCGAGCGUCCUCCCUGCGCUCCUCACCUCCGCCGCUGCUCCUCAGGCUCUCAGAGCGGCAGCCUCCCCAACGCUGGAGGUUCAGCCUCGGCCGACCUACACCAUCACCACCAUCACCCACCUACCACCCUUCACCCGCUUCACCCCCAGAGCCUGCUUCACGCGGCAGCUGCUGCAGGCCACCCCAACCACCUGCACUCGCAAAGCAACAGCGCCAACAACAAUGGCAACCUGCUCUACAUUGGCUUCUCCAGCCUGGAUGAGGCUUCACCGCCACCCCUCCUGGCAGAGUCCGUCCAGAGGAACAGCAUGCAGGGCGGCACCCGUCCUGCUGUGGUGUCGCCCCCAGCUGUGCCAUCCUCCAGCCCGCCCCCGCAUCUCCCUUCGCAGUUCUGCAGCCCCCCGCCCCCUCCCACGCCGAACGUGGAAGCCCCCGGGUGUCCCAGCACAGUGUCGGGUGGCGGGGGAGGCUGCUCAUGCUCAGGAGCCAGUGGAGGAGGUGAUCCGCAGCUCCAGGUGAUCCUGGAUGAGGUGCGCUACAUCGCUGACCGCUUCCGCGCACAGGACGAGAGCGAGAGCGUGGCGGAGCAGUGGAAGUUUGCUGCAGCUGUCAUUGACCGCCUCUGCCUGGUGGCAUUUAGUGUCUUCAACAUCAUCUGCACCAUCUCCAUUCUCAUGUCGGCACCCAACUUUGUGGAGGCUGUGUCCAAGGACUUCAUCUGACGAGUCGUGUUUAAUCGGAGAGAACCCAAAAUUGUGGAUGCAUGAAGGUCUGACUGGAACUGGGAGAUCUUUCACUCUCCCAAACUGUUUAUCAAGGACCUUCAUGUCAGAUGUUUAUAAAUUGUGGAUGAAGACUGGACCAUGCCAUAUAACUAGAAGAAGAAGGUAUGUUGGGGAACAUUGAUUUUUCAGGCGCUCUCAGUUAUGCCAGACUUUGGUGGGGGAUAGUGGAGAAGGAACACCUCACUGGACAAGGCUGUGGAGUGAAGAGCAUGUGGAGUCUCCCUAAUUGGCCAAGCAUUCUAGAUUCAAGUUAGGCUAAAGGAUAGAAAACACACAAAAGACACACAAUUGACCUCAAAACUGUGGCAAUGGCAUCUAGUCAGACGUUAACCCCAGAGAUAGGGGAAGACAAUUUAAUUUCAAAGGAUGUAACUGUGGCAUUUGUCUGUUAUGUUCUCUUAGAGCAGUACAAAGUCGGUCUGAAAUGUCAAAAUAUAUUUUGAGAAUGUGUGCGUCUGGGUGAGCGUGUUGUUCUGAAUGGCAAAAAAAUAGAGCUGGUUGGAGGUGAAAGAGAAGUUCAGGAAGUCUGUCUAUGAAGAGGCGGAGUGGGCGGUAUCGACUGAAGGCAGAAAUUUUUGUUACAGAAGAAGAGGAGGGUGAGUUUUUUUUCCCCCUAAAAUAUCGACAGCACACAGUGGAGAGUGGGCAGGCUGUAUCUUCACUUGAGCGAGGGAUAAUAGAUUAAUGCAGACGUUGGGAGAGAAAGAAAGACAGAUCUACUGAGAUAGAGAUGGAUAGAGAAAGUAAGACAUCACAGCAGAAAGAGAAGAGGGGAGGACAAGGACAAAGAGUGAGAGCUAAAGAAAAGAAAGAUAAGGCAAGGAACGAUAGGGAGUAAAUGGAGGAGAUGGGUUAUGGUCAGGCAGGAAAGUGAGACUGAUAGAAAGAAAAAGAAAGAAGGAAGGAUGAGCAGAGUUAGAUAAAUAACACAGUUAGAAGAGAGCGAGACUCAACAACACUUUACUGGCAAGGGAGGAAAUGACCUCGCCGCUGGACAGAGAUAAAAUAGUGCGUCGCAUCCCGAAGCCUAGUGCAGAGACAUCACUCGUUUAGAAAACGAAAGAACAGUACAGCCUCACUCAGAGCAGAGAAGAGAGAUAGAUGAAACUAGAGAUGGAGAACUAGAACGAAUCCCUUGAGUUUGUGAUGGAGCAGUGGCACCGAGACAGUAAAGACACCUUCAAAAUCCUCCAGACUUUCUCCUUUCUUUCCCUCUUUUCUCCUUAUAGCAGAAGGCAACAGACAAUAGAGAGUAGCUGCAGCAGGAAAAGCAGAGUGGCUGCAGAACCCACCCACCGUCAUUUUCCAAUCCUGGACCAAACGGAGCAUUUCUAGCAUUCACAUUUAGCUGAUGCUGUUGCCCAAAGCAACACGCUUGAAGCUGCUGCAGGGACAGUCCCUCUGGGAAGAAGUGCCUCGCUCAAAGGCACUAUAGCGGUAGCCAUGAGCAGGAAUCAAACCCACGAGCCACAGCCAAGUACACCAACAACCUGGCAACUACCACACAGUGUGAACAUGGAUGGCUUUUGAUAUUCCAGUUUUGAUGUCUCCUUUGACCUCUGUCUGUUUCCUCCUAGGGCCCAC